AGAUGACAUGCAGUUGAUUAGAAAGUCAAGUUCAGUGGGUGCAGACCUUCAAGACCAUAUUCUUCCUCCUGCAGAUGAUGUAUCGAGCAGUAGGAUUUGGCACCCGGAGCAGAAGUUUAAAACCAUGGAUGAUUGCCCUUCUCAUUGUGUUACUACUGACAGUGGUGGCAGUGACCAUCGGUCUCCUGGCUCACUUGUUAGCCUCUGGACAGAAAAUGGAGUAUUAUCAUGGCACAUUUAAAAUUUCAGAUCUACAAGUCAGUAGUAAUUCUGGACAAAACAACAUAUACCACCUUAAGGACUUAAGGGAGAUGAGUGAGAAUUUGGUGGAUGAGAUAUUUAUAGAUUCGGCCUUGAACAAGCAUUAUAUCAAGAACCGAGUAGUCAGACUGACUCCAAAGGAAGAUGGUGUGAAAGUAGAUAUCAUUAUGGUAUUCCAGUUCCCUUCUUCUGAGCAAAAGGCCUUGAUAAAGGAAAAAAUCCAUAGCAUCUUAAAUCAGAAGAUAAGGAACACAAGAGCCUUGUCAAUAAAUGCCUCUUCAGUUCAAGUUAAUGCAAUGAGUUCAGCAACAGGAGAGCUAACUGUCCAAGCAUGUUGUGGUAAACGAGACGUUCCAUUAAUUGUCAACAGAAUAAUGUCUGGAGACAUUGCAGCCAAGGCUGCCUGGCCAUGGCAAGCUUCCCUUCAGCGAAAUAACAUACAUCAGUGUGGGGCCACCUUGAUUAGUAAUACGUGGCUCAUCACCGCAGCACAUUGCUUUAAGAAUAAUGCAAAUCCACGUCAAUGGACUGUUAGCUUUGGAACAACAAUCAACCCUCCGUUAAUGAAAAGAAAUAUCAGGAGAAUUAUUGUCCAUGAGAGAUAUCAUGCCCCAGCAAGAGAGUACGACAUCGCUGUUGUACAGUUCUCUCCCCAGGUCACCUUUACUGAGAACAUCCGCCGGGUUUGUUUGCCAGAAGCCUCUGCAUUCUUCCAACCAAAUUCAACUGUUUAUAUCACAGGAUUUGGAGCACUUUUCUAUGGGGGGGAAUCCCAAAAUAAUCUUCGAGAAGCCAGACUGAAAAUCAUAAGUGAUGACGUGUGCAAACAACCACAUGUAUAUGGCCAUGAUAUAAAAUUUGGAAUGUUCUGUGCUGGAUAUCUGGAAGGAAUUUAUGAUGCCUGCAGGGGUGAUUCUGGGGGUCCCUUAGUUAUAAAGGAUUUUAAAGACACCUGGUAUCUCAUUGGAAUCGUGAGCUGGGGAGAUAACUGUGGUCAAAAGAACAAACCUGGAGUUUACACAAAAGUUGUUUAUUACCGAAACUGGAUUACUUCAAAAACAGGCCUCUAA
Messenger RNA from Hyaena hyaena (striped hyena), 1331 nucleotides. RefSeq names its product transmembrane serine protease 11A (gene TMPRSS11A). The transcript has 10 exons. Bases 75 to 1331 code for a protein of 418 amino acids. The record is from RefSeq and is a predicted model, not a curated record. Gene Ontology annotation, biological process: proteolysis. Gene Ontology annotation, molecular function: serine-type endopeptidase activity. Lineage: Eukaryota; Metazoa; Chordata; Mammalia; Carnivora; Hyaenidae. Gene Ontology annotation, cellular component: plasma membrane; extracellular region.